Cephus cinctus (wheat stem sawfly) is the source of this 13908-nucleotide messenger RNA. It is a transcript of the gene Sdb, whose product is annotated as titin. The coding region runs from base 620 to 12727 and encodes 4035 amino acids. Lineage: Eukaryota; Metazoa; Arthropoda; Insecta; Hymenoptera; Cephidae. The transcript is spliced from 7 exons. Gene Ontology annotation, biological process: microtubule anchoring. Gene Ontology annotation, cellular component: sperm flagellum; cytoskeleton; axonemal microtubule. The record is from RefSeq and is a predicted model, not a curated record. Gene Ontology annotation, molecular function: microtubule binding.
GAGAGUGUGUGUGUAAAGUUUAUGAGUGCGUUUUCUGCCAUUCUCUGAGAGUGGGAGAGCGAGAGAGAGAGAGAGAGAGCGAGAGAAAGAGUGCUGGAGAAUCUGGUCACUAGAGUCUACCAGGCGCAGCCGAUGCCACAUCGACUCGCGAUACGAAACCGUCAAGACCAUCGGCAGUUUUUAAGCCGCGAUCGCGCAAGACACGCAGCCAGUGAACGAGCAGGCAGGACGAGAGAAGCGAAGAGACAGAAAUUCGCGAAGAGUUUGAAUCGAGUGAAAGGAAAGUGUUAUAAUUGAGAGAGAAAGGAAUUUACUGAGAUUUCGAAGAUCGUUAUGCUUCCUUGUGAAUCUUUUUUAGUUUGUUGAUGUUAUUUAUAUUAUCGUUUUUCGUUCGUUUACUCUAUUUAUUUGAAAUUUAACUUACCCGUUUACACGAGUGAUGAUCUGGUAUUGUAUUUGAUUCGUGCGUUUAUUAUAUUUUUAUCUGUUCGGAUCGCCGUGCUACGCGUGGAAGAGUAAUUCGAGCGUGUCGAUAGUUUACGAAUAGACUUUGUAAACAGUGAGAAGUAAAGGAGAAACCGAAUAUUUACGAUCUGGCUGUGUUGACCUAAACGUCAAAAUGACUAUUCAGAAGAAAGGAAGCAAUACGAAAGGGAAGAGUAAAGGUGCGACGAAGAACGUCAGCGAAGUGGCCAGCACGUCCAGCACAUCCAGCACAUCAAAGACAGAUGCGGCGCGUAAGAGCUCGAUGGCCUCGAGCGUACAGUCGACCGAGGUCGUAUCGUCGACGAGCGUCGUCCAGGAGGCGAAGAACGUAGCCGAGAGCGAGUCCAGGAGUAGCGUCGUUGAGAUGAGCAGCGCGAGCCGUGAGGUCAUCAUGGACUCGAAGGGAAACGUCAUUAAAGUCAUUGAGCACGCGCCAAAGACAGUGAAGCAAGCCUCCUCGGCUUCGAAGCUAGGCAAAAGUUCACAGGAGUUCAUAGCCGGAGAACAGACACAGUCCUUCAAACAAGGAUCAUCCAGGAUCCUGGAGGGAACCGAUCGAUCGACGUCGUCAAAGAAUUUGAAAAGUCUUCAGGACUCUGGACGCUCCUCCAUAGCUCAGACUGGCCAGAGUGAAACUUCGGGUCAUUCCAGCAAAUCCCUACAGACUCAAAGACAAAGUCAAACUUCGUCUCAUUCCCAAAGUACGAAAAAGUCCAGCUCGUCCACCGCGUCGUCGGAACAAAUAAUCGAUGGAUCGGCGCCGAUUGUUCAGACCUCUUCCAAAUCGAGCGAGACCAGAACAUCGGACCAGGUCGCCUCACAAGGGGUCACCAAGGACGGACAGACUGUCAUGAGCACGACGAAGAUCCACGAGUCAGGUCAUAAGGUCGAUGACAAUGGCGUAGUCACUUCCAGCGACAGUCGAAGUAUCGACAGCCAGACCACCGUAACACCGGAAUCAGGAAGGUCAAAGGUCACGGAUGGUAAAUCGACAAUUGAAAACACCGGAGUCAGUCACAGUUCGCGUCAGGAGCUUGGAUCCGGGUCCAGCCUCACGGACAGCUCCAGAAGAAGCGUCGAUCAGAAUUCCAGCAACAUCGUUUUCGAGAAGACCAUCGUUGACAGCACCGGCAGGAAGGUCACCAGUGACAAGUCCGAUAAGGAAGUUCACGCGAGGCGUACCAAGCCAGGAGACUCGACCUGGGACGGGAAAUUCGUAUACGAGAGACCGACACCCACCAAGAGGAACGUCUCGGACUCUAAAGUCUUCCAGCAUCCUCAGGAGGAUUAUCGUAGGAGCCCUGGAAAAUCGGCAUCCAGUAACGUCCAGGAGAAGAGAGGAUCUUCGAGCAGUCAGACGAUCGAGAAAUCGUCCAAUGUGGAUGAACGCAGGUCCAGCUCCAGCGUUGUGGAAAAGUCAUCUUACGUGGACGAGAGACAAUCCUCCAGUACCGUCGUUCAGGAUAGCAGUGUUCAGGAUAGUACCGUCACGAGGAGCGUUGUCUAUGACUCCUCGGGCAAAGUGAUAAGCGAUACCACUGAUCACACAGAUGAGAGGAAGAUAGUGGAUCAACGUGAGGUUACAGGCACUGAUGAGGAUCGCAGACGUUACGGCAGACCUGGUGAUUCGUCCUGGGACGGGAAGUUUGUUUACGAGAAGCCUCUUGGCACCCAUAAAGGAAACGUAUCGGACGCGACUGUUUUCCAUCACCCUGGACAGGACAUGGUCGAGAGUACCGAAAGAGUUGACUCCAGAGAAUAUAGUCAGGAUGGUACCUAUGGAAAGGAAUCGUCCAGUAGGAUUCGCACUGCAAAAGGUGCGACGGACUCCACCAGCUUCAUAUCUCACGAGCGUAAGGACGUUAGCCACGAGAGCUACGUUCACGUUGACGAUGGAAAGGCGCAAGGUAAACCAGGUCCAUCAGGAUUACCAGCGGCAGGACGUCCUAGCAGACCUGGCGAUUCCUCCUGGAACGGACAGUUCGUAAUUGAGAAACCGCGAGAUGAUACAACGAAACGAACGACCGAUUCGACCGUCGUCAGGACGACGAGGAAGAGAAACGACUCCGUCGACGUGCAGGACGUCACCGAGGAGCAGAACGUCUCCGAGGCGGUAUCCGCUUCCUACAUCGUCGAAUACUCCACUAGUGGCGAUUCGAAGAACGUAGAGAAAGUGACUUCCGUCUCGGAGACGAUUCUCGAGGAGGAUGUCUCUGCUAAAAGACCCGUAGAGGGUGGUCCAGGUCUUUCCGGGUCUCCGGGAAAACCCAGAGACACGUUCCCAAGGAGUAGCAAACCUGGACAGUCCACCUGGGAUGGACACUUCGUAUACGAGAAACCUCAGACUCCGACGUUCGAUCGUCGGGGUCCUGGUGCUCCUCAGGAUUCGAUUUUACAAAAAACCGGUAGAAAAACCGGGCUGAUUGACAUUCGUGACGUCACCGAAGAUAAUUCGAUAAACGAGGCAGAAAUCUCAACGUCCUCUUACAUCGUUGAACAUUCCUCGAGUCAGCAAAGCUUCGCAGAUGCCAAGGACGUCAGCAUCUCGUCGGUGACGUCCGAGAUAAUUAUUCAGGAUGAUGGUCGUCCUGGGACCCCAAGAGGCGGACCGACAAGUGAACGUCAGGAAUCUCCCAAGGUUCGACCAGGAAGUCCUGAGAAGUUUCCACGGGAAAGAGACGUUAGAACUACCAAACCAGGAUCGUCUACCUGGAACGGAGCAUUUGUCACCGAAAAAGCUCAGGACGCAAAAAAGCCUUCGGAUUCAAAAAGACCCAGUGACGAUGCUAAGAAACCAUCGAGUAGAGGUCCGGCUGGUAAGCCAAGUCAACCGGGUACGCCAGGGAAACCUGGCAACGUCGUUACCAGGAAGAACGUGAGUGAUACCACUUUGGAUCUGACUGAUGACAUCAGGACGCUUGUUGAUAGCGAAGUUGUCAGCAAUUCCUUGAUAGUUGAGCAAUCGACUACCCACGAAAGCUAUUCAGACUCUCGAAACGUGGACUUUUCGACAACUUCGAAAGAAACUGUCAUCAUUGUUGACGGGCAACCAACUACCAGCAAGACCAUCACUAUCGAAGGCAGACCCGGAAGUCCCGAUUGGAAAGCACCACGUCCAGACGACAAGAGCGUACGACCUGACAAGCCUGGUUCUUCUACCUGGAAUGGGUCGUUCGUCACGGAGAAACCUGACGAACCAAGGAAACCAGCCGACAAAAGAGAACCGGAAGUCACGCACGUGGUGAAGAGUGUCAAGAUACGCGAACCGAUCCAAUCAACCGAUCACGUAACAUCGAUAUCAAUUUCUGAUAUAUCGAAAAAUCUGCAAAGUUCCUCUGAGGUUGUCAGCAGCUCCCACGUGGUCGAACAAUCAUCUCGCACAGAUUCGAAGACCUUGGGCUCGUCCAGCAUUUCCAAAAUCGUCCAGGAAAUACAAGAUGGUAAAAGACCAACUGAUGACGGUAGACCGGAAAGACCUGGCGAGGAGAUUUCACCGAGAAAGCCAGGUGGUCCUCAAGUUGAUAGAAAAUCGCCCGAAGGAAAAUCAGGAAGUCCCGAAAAGAGUCCUGGCGAUAGAUCGGUACGUCCGAGCAAACCAGGCUCCUCAACCUGGGACGGUUCGUUCGUCUAUGAAAAGCCUCAGGAUCAGAAGAAACCGCAAGACUCGAAACCCCAGGAUACGAGAAAGCCAAAGGACGAUGUUAUGAAACCAACUGAUAAGCGUCAUCCUAGCGAUACGAGCAAGGAUUACGUACCAAGGUCGAUCGAGCCAACCGAUUCCGUCGUGACGUUCACGUCAAAAAUCGAUAACGUCGAUCGGCAAAAUAUAGUCGACGUAACGGAUAUCAGUCACACGUCCGAAGUAGUUCAACAGUCGUCGUCCUACUCGGUCGAGCAUUCGUCUAGUUUCACGUCCAUCCAGGACUUCCGUGACGUCAGGGAAGAACACGUCAUCACCGACUUCACUGACAUACGUCACGAUGUGCGAGAUGUCAACCAAUCAACGAGAGAGUUCAUUGACAAAGAGCAGCUGACUAGUAUGGUAGCGCGAGAUGUCGUCGACGAAAACCGCUUCGAUAAGACCACCAGUACGGGACCAAGAACACCGGGUGAAUCACCGAGAAAGUCAUCACCCGAAGGACCCGGUUAUCCCCGUGGAAUUCCAGGACUCCGGGACGAUGAGAAACCGAAACCAGUUCCAGCUGCAGGGAAGCCGAGUCGACCUCAGCAACGUGAAGAUGCGCCGCAGAGACCAUCCGAAGGAGCUCCAAAGUCCAGAAGACCAUCCGAUGGCAGACCAUCUUCCCCAGACAAGUCUCGCGACUACGUAUCACCUGGAAAGCCGGUACCAGCGGCAGGGAAGCCUUCGCGGGUCGACGAGAAGCCUGCAGCUGGGAAACCGAGGCGUGCGGAUGAGAAAGCAUCCCCAGGAAAAGGACCACGUCCGGAGGAGAAGCCGUCAGCUGGGAAGCCAACCCGUCCCGAGGAAAAGAGACCGGCUGCUGGAAAGCCCAGCAGACCGGAUGACAAGGGCGCAGAAAAGCCGCGCCGUCCUGAUGAGAAACCCGGGAGACCUGGUGAUCAGAGCCCGGACUCACUGGACGGUGACAUCGUUACGCCCCUGGAGAAGAUCCCUACGCCCAAGGAUAUCCUCUCGAAGAUUCCCCUGAAGGAACAGUGCAUCUGCGAGCUGUGCACUUGCGGCCGCCACCGCUGUCCACAUAACUUACCCCAGGACCAUCUCGAAAUACCGCACGAGCCGGUCUAUGCGGUCAGCUCCUAUCGAGAGGAAUACGACGAGAAGCACGUGGACAGGCAAGUGACGUAUCGUCAUGAGGAUCAUCUGCACCUGGAGGGAGAGUUCAUCGGGGAGAGACGGACUGACUAUGUGGGACCACGUGGGGAGAGACCGCGUGCCGUGAGGCCACAUGACAAUCUCAAGCCAGAGGGUGAAUUCGUUAGCAGGCCUAAGGAGGAAGCGCCUAAGGGCGAGAGGGCGCCUGUUAGGAAGCCCCAGGAUAAUUUACGUCCCGAGGGAGAGUUCAUAGGUCGUCCUAAGGAAGAGGCACCCACCAGGGGUGACCGCGCGCCUGUCAAACGGCCAAAGGAUAAUCUUAGACCCGAGGGAGAUUUCGACAGUGUCACUACUACGGAACUGGUAUUUACCGGGGCACCCGGUGAACGACCUAGUCCCGUUCGUCGCAAUACUUACACGAAGGUCGAAGGUGAAUUCAUCGACGAGACUACCAGUCGAUCAGAAUACAUUGAUCAUCGCAGCAUCCAGCGGGCUGAGAUCGUUAGACGCACGGAUAAUCUCACUGUGGGAGAGGGAGAAUUCACGGGAACCUCCCAUGUCAAGGAAGAUUUUCAUACUCACGAGAUAGUCGAUCGUGAACCUCAUAGACGACAGACUUGGACCAAGGAGGAUAUUGACAGAUACUACGGAAGGACUGAUGUCAUUGAGAACGUCACUACGACGCAUGAAGAAUAUCGGAAUUUCGAUCAGACCGACUACAGGAAUACUAUUGUUAUCAGGAGAGAUGAUAACCUCAAGCCAGAGGGUGUUUUUGAGGGCACCCCAAAGUCUAGGGAAGAUUAUAUUCCUAUGAUAACUGAGAGGCCUGAACCACGAAGACCUAAGGAUAAUCUGAAACCUGAAGGACCUUUCGAGGGGAAACCAAAGGACGAUUUCUCGCCUAAGCGAGGGGAGCGCGCCGACGUCAAGAGGCCCCAGGAUAACUUGAGACCCGAAGGACUCUUUGAAGGAAGACCAAAGGAUGAUUAUUCGCCAAAAACAGCGGAACGUCCGGAAGUUCGGAAACCAAAGGAUAAUCUUCGUCCUGAAGGAAAGUUUGAGGAUCGUCCACGAGACUCUUACACUCCUGCAGAACGUCGUCAGCCAAUUAGACAACCUGACAAUUUGUAUCCCGAAGGAGAAUUUGAGAGACCCAAACCUGAACCUUAUGGACCUGGUGACAGGGCUCCUAUUGUUCGUCAUCCUGACAAUCUGUUCCCUAAGGGCGAUUUCCCUGAUCGAGAACGUCAGCCGUUUAAACCAGCUGAGAGAAGAACUCCUUUGAAACACGAUGAUAACCUUCGUCCUGAAGGUGACUUUGAGGGUCGCCCUAAGAAUGACUUUGGACCAAAGCGGGCUGAGCGCCCUGAGGUUAGACGUCCUGAGGAUAACUUAAAACCAGAAGGACCCUUCGAGGGAAGACCCAAGGAUGAUUUCAAGCCAACCAAAGGGGAACGAGCUGAUGUAAAGAAACCUAAAGAUAAUCUAAGACCCGAAGGACCUUUCGAAGGAAAACCCAAGGAUGAUUAUUCACCAAAAACAGCGGAACGUCCGGAAGUUCGGAAGCCAAAAGACAAUCUACGUCCUGAGGGAGAUUUUGAAGAUCGUCCACGGGAUUCUUACACUCCUGGUGAGCGUCGUCAGCCGAUCAGACAGCCUGACAAUUUGUAUCCUGAAGGAGAAUUCGAAAGGCCCAAACCCGAACCUUAUGGACCUGGUGACCGUGCUCCAAUUGUUCGUCAUCCUGACAACUUGUUCCCUAAGGGUGAUUUCCCCGACAGAGAACGUCAGCCCUUCCAGCCCGCAGAGAGAAGAAAACCAAUUAAACAUGACGACAAUCUUCGACCGGAAGGAGACUUCGAGGGUCGUCCUAAGAAUGAUUUUGGACCAAAACGAGCUGAGCGUCCUGAGGUUAAGCGUCCUGAAGAUAAUUUGAAACCGGAAGGGCCAUUCGAGGGCAGACCCAAGGAUGACUAUAAACCUACCAGAGGAGAACGUGCAGAUGUGAAGAAGCCCAAAGAUAAUUUGAGACCCGAAGGAACAUUUGAAGGAAAACCAAAGGACGAUUUCUCACCCAAACGCGCAGAACGACCGGAAGUUAAGAGACCGCAAGAUAACCUCAAGCCAGAAGGUCCUUUCGAAGGCAGACCUAAGGAUGACUUCUCUCCCAAGAAGGCUGAUCGACCAGAAGUCAAAAAACCAAAAGAUAACCUUCGCCCGGAAGGCGAAUUCGAGGAUCGUCCAAAAGAAAAGUACAGUCCGGGGGAGAAACGUACGCCCAUCAGACAUCCUGAUAACCUUUACCCAGAAGGAGAAUUCGAGAGACCGGAACAGGUACCUUAUGGACCUGGUGAAAGAGCACCAAUCGUUCGCCAUCCUGACAAUCUGUUCCCUGAAGGAGAUUUUCCUGACAGGGAACGUCAACCCUUCCAGCCAGCUGAAAGGAGAACUCCAAUUAAACAUGAUGAUAACCUUCGCCCCGAAGGAGACUUCGAGGGCAAACCUAAAGAUGAUUAUAGGCCUACGAAGGGUGAGCGUGCGGACGUUAAGCGACCUAAGGAUAAUCUGAGACCUGAAGGUGACUUUGAGAGACCAGAGAAAGCACCAGUUGGACCUGCUGAGAGAAGAACUCCUAUUAAGCAUCCUGACAAUCUGAAACCUGAAGGCGACUUCGAAAGACCGGAACAUGAGAAGUAUCGUCCAGCUGAACGGCCGGAAGUCAAGAAACCAAAAGAUAACCUUCGUCCUGAGGGUGAUUUUAUUGGACGUCCUAAGGAAGAAGCUCCUAAAAAGGGAGAGCGCGCUGAUAUCAAAAUACCAAAGGAUAACUUACGUCCUGAAGGUGAAUUCGAGAGACCCGAGAAAGCUCCGGUUGGACCUGCAGAAAGAAGAACACCCAUUAAACAUGCUGAUAAUCUUAAACCUGAAGGAGAAUUUGAACGCCCUGAUCAUGCGGAAUAUCGUCCCGCUGAACGUCCGGAAGCUAAGAAACCGAAAGAUAAUUUGAAACCGGAAGGAGAGUUCGAACGUCCUGAAAAGAAACCCGUAGGACCUGCAGAAAGAAGAACACCCAUUAAACAUGCUGAUAAUCUUAAACCUGAAGGAGAAUUUGAACGCCCUGAUCAUGCGGAAUAUCGUCCCGCUGAACGUCCGGAAGCUAAGAAACCGAAAGAUAAUUUGAAACCGGAAGGAGAGUUCGAACGUCCUGAAAAGAAACCCGUAGGACCUGCAGAAAGAAGAACACCCAUUAAACAUGCUGAUAAUCUUAAACCUGAAGGAGAAUUUGAACGCCCUGAUCAUGCGGAAUAUCGUCCCGCUGAACGUCCGGAAGCUAAGAAACCGAAAGAUAAUUUGAAACCGGAAGGAGAGUUCGAACGUCCUGAAAAGAAACCCGUAGGACCUGCAGAAAGAAGAACACCCAUUAAACAUGCUGAUAAUCUUAAACCUGAAGGAGAAUUUGAACGCCCUGAUCAUGCGGAAUAUCGUCCCGCUGAACGUCCGGAAGCUAAGAAACCGAAAGAUAAUUUGAAACCGGAAGGAGAGUUCGAACGUCCUGAAAAGAAACCCGUAGGACCUGCAGAAAGAAGAACACCCAUUAAACAUGCUGAUAAUCUUAAACCUGAAGGAGAAUUUGAACGCCCUGAUCAUGCGGAAUAUCGUCCCGCUGAACGUCCGGAAGCUAAGAAACCGAAAGAUAAUUUGAAACCGGAAGGAGAGUUCGAACGUCCUGAAAAGAAACCCGUAGGACCUGCAGAAAGAAGAACGCCCAUCAAGCACGACGAUAACUUGAAGCCUGAAGGUGAAUUUAUUGGACGUCCCAAAGAGGAAGCCCCGAAGAAGGGUGAGAGGGCAGACAUUAAAAGACCCAAGGAUAACCUGCAUCCCGAGGGAGAAUUUGAGAGACCCGACAAGAAACCUGUAGGACCUGUCGAGAGAAGAACACCGAUAAAGCACGCCGACAACCUCAAGCCUGAAGGUGACUUCAUUGGCAGACCAAAGGAGGAUGCGCCGAAGAAGGGUGAAAGGGCUGACGUCAAGAAACCCAAAGAUAACCUACGACCUGAAGGUGACUUCGAGCGUCCUGAGCACACUCCGGUUGGUCCUGCUGAACGAAGAACGCCUAUCAAGCAUCCUGAUAAUCUAAAACCGGAAGGAGACUUCAUUGGUCGCCCUAAGGAGGAAGCUCCGAAGAAGGGUGAGAGGGCUGACGUGAAGAAGCCUAAGGAUAACCUUAAACCCGAAGGUGACUUCAUUGGCAGGCCGAAGGAUGAUUACAAGCCUACUCGCGGUGAGAGGACAGAGGUCGUCAUCCACAAGGAUAACCUCAAGAUGGAGGGUGAUAUCGACACGUACAGGUCCAGGGACGAUUACAGUGCCACCAGGGUGGAGCGUGUUGACGUUAUUCGUCGAGAGGAUAACUUGAAAAUCGAGGGUGAGUUCGUAGAUAUCCGUCGCAGGGAUGACUACAAUGUAACUCGUGGAGAACGCACUGAGAUCAUCAGGCACGAAGAUAACCUCAGACCGGAAGGAGACUUCGAGAGACCAGAAAAGUCACCGGUUGGUCCUGCUGAGAGAAGGACCCCUAUUAGGCAUCCCGAUAAUCUUAAGCCUGAAGGUGAAUUCGUACGUAGACCCAAGGAGCAGGCACCUACGAAGGGUGAUAGGGCAGCCGUGAAGAAGCCCAAGGAUAACCUGAGACCUGAAGGUGAAUUUGAUAUACCUGAAAAGGCUCCAGUUGGUCCUGGUGAAAGGCGUACUCCCAUCAGACAUCCUGAUAAUCUUCAUCCCGAGGGAGACUUUAUUGGCAGACCCAAACAGGAAGCUCCUAAAAGAGGUGAACGUGCUGACAUUAAAAAGCCCAAGGAUAACCUCCAUCCGGAAGGUGAUUUCGAGAGGCCAGGAAAGAGUCCAGUUGGUCCUGGGGAAAGACGCAGUCCCAUCAAGCAUCCCGAUAACCUUCAUCCUGAGGGAGACUUCAUUGGAAGACCAAGAGAAGAAGCUCCUAAGAGAGGAGAGCGCGCGGAUAUUAAGAAACCUAAAGAUAACCUCCGUCCGGAGGGUGAUUUCGAAAGACCCAGUCCAAGUAAGGUCGGUCCAGGCGAACGUCGUACUCCAAUUCGUCAUCCUGACAACCUCAAGCCCGAAGGUGAAUUUCAGAGACCUACACCCGCGAAAUUCGAACCGUCUCAAAGGCAGACACCAAUACGCCACGAGGACAAUCUUCAUCCCGAGGGAGACUUUUACAUUCAGCCCAAGGAUGACUUCAGUCCUAAAAAGGGUGAGCGUGCUCCAGUUAGGAAGCCACAGGAUAAUCUCAAACCGGAAGGUACUAUGGAAAUAAGUCCUUCGUCGAAGGACGAUUACAAGUACAUCAACGGAGAACGCGUUGAGGUUCGACGUCAUGAGGAUAACCUGAGGAUGGAGGGCGAGAUAGACGUCAGACGUUCUAGAGACGAUUACAAGGAAAUUAAAAAGAUCGAAAGAGUGGAUAUCAGAAAGCGCGAGGAUAAUUUGAAAAUAGAGGGUGACUUUAUCGACGUUCGCCGAAGGGAAGAUUACACUCACGUGGUUGGCGAACGUGCAGCAAUCAAGAAGCAUCCAGACAAUCUUCGUCCUGAGGGAGAAUUCGAUAGGCCUCGUAAGACUGGUCCACUUGGUCCUGGCGAGAGAAGGAGCCCGAUAAAGCAUCCGGACAAUCUUUAUCCCGAAGGAGAGUUCGACAGAAGGUCACCGGACAAGGUCGGACCUGGAGAACGCCGUUCUCCAAUUCGCCAUCCUGACAACCUCAAACCCGAGGGAGAUUUCGUAGGGCGACCAAGGGAUGACUUCACGACAAAGAGAGCAGAGAGAACGGAAGUCGUCAGGCGCGAGGAUAACUUGAAGAUGACUGGAGAGUUCCAAGACACGACGUCUCAAAAGUCGACGUACACAGUUAUCCGCGGAGAGCGUGCUGAAAUUAAGAGACACGAGGAUAACCUCAAAGUGAACGCAGGUACCAUGGAGACCAAAACAACCUCCAGGGAUACGUUCACGCCGACCAGGAAGGAAGUUUCACCAGCUGGUAAACCCGUCAACAACAGACGUCACAUGGAAUCAUCCAUAUCACUUGGUGACGACACUUCCGUCAUGAUGACGACCAAUCAACGUAAUUACAACACAUACACGAAGCGUACUGGAAAGGAUAUCGCUGCCAAGAUAAGCAACCUAGAAUCCGAUAGCAAAAAGACUGUAGCCGUCGAUUCUAAAACAUUGGCUGACGGAUCAGUGGUUACCACAACCAAGACAACAACAACGACACACGGCGAGCAGCACAUCGCCGGUCAGACAGUUCAGCAACAACAACAGCGUAUCUCCAAGACGUCAAUCACCGACGGCCAAACGUCUCAAGACGCAACGCGCAGAUAUACCGCUGUGGAAAAUCAACGUCGCGUCAAGGAACAACACCUGAAAUCCAUAAACGAACAACAUUCGAAAACGCAAAACAUCUCGAACACGCGUCACGUGGUCGACAACCGUUCCAUCACCGACAUCAACCGUCACGCUCAUAACCAAAUAAUCCGCGAUGACGCAACAACGACCAGACAGGCUCUCGAAAGCAGGACAAGCAGCAGCCAAGAGGCGCACAGGCAGCAACAACAGCAACAACAGCAACAACAACAGCAGCUUCAAGAGAGCAGCCGCAGGGAUUACGUGAACAGUCAGCACGUCGAGAACCGUCAAAGCAGCUCAACCCGACAAAGCUCGAAGCACAGUCAGCACACGGUAUCGAGUCAAGCGCGCUACAACACAGGCCGCUCGAGCAGCAACGAAUUUCGCCAAGCAAUGAGCAAUCAGUCCGAUCAGACCAGUCAGAGUCGGCUGGAAUCAGCAACGAAGACCAGUCAUCACAGGAAGAACGUAAUAUCGUCAUCGUCGGCGGACGUGAGCAACUCCGUGUUGCACAGGCGGGGCGUGACGUCAUCGACCGAAGCACUCCACACGAUCUCGUCGACCGCGGCAGAUCAAAGAAAAAGCAUCUCCAACCUGGCCGAGAGUGGACAGUACAUCAGCAAUUCCAGCCAGAGCAGCGACAGGCGCAGCCUGACCUCCCUCCAUCGCAGCACCAAGGACGGGAAUCCUUGGGCUUCGUCCACCUACGAGCGACCUCAGCGAAUCGUUCGUCAGGACAACCUGACGGUCGGUGGGAAAUUCUACUCGCACAGCGAAGCCAAGAAUUAUGGAAACUUCGCAACUCAGAAAGUCGAGCGCGCCCAUCGGCAGUCUAACGUCUCUCAUAUUAGUCUGGGCGACGGCAGCAACGUUUCUUCCAGCAUGUACAAGAGGGAGUAUGUACCCAGACACAAGGGACCCUGUCCAGCUGCUCUGAUAGAAACGAAACAAGCGCCGUUCAAGCACACGCGUGACACACAGAAGCAUAAGUUUUACAUGCCGGUUGUUUCAAAUUGAUUUGGUUGUUGUAUGCUGGACGUUAUUGUUUAGCGAGAAUUGUGGGUGGCGGGGAGUGGAAAGAGAACAUGGCGAAAGAAAAGUCCCGUUUCUACCUGGACUGUGAUAAUCUGUGAUGCCUACGAACGACUAGAGAUGUAUCUUUUAGUAAUUAGGAUACGUUACGUUUACGCCUAUCAAGAGUAGUUGGGCCUAAUCGAUGGCGCCUAUAUGGUUGUUGAUUGUAAUCCUUUACGAUAUCUGGAUAUUGUACUGGCGUUACGUUGAAAUUUAUUUUCAUUUCAAUUUUAUAUUUAUAUAUAUACUAGAGAUAUAUACACUAUACUACAGAGGCGUAUAUAUAUAUACACCAUAAAAAUAUACAAUUAUAUCUACAUUGUCGAGAGCUUUGUGUUAUUCGUAUUACGCUGAAAAAAAAAAUGACAAUUUCUAAUGACAUUCGGGUGAUCAGUCGUCGUCGAUGUAAAGAAAAGGGACGAUGCUGUAAAUGAAAAAUAUGAUACCGCGUUUAAUUUCUGUCGUAUCACGAGUAUCGACUUCUCGUAAUUCUCCUCCCGCAGUCAAAGCGGCGAAUAUUGACGAAAGUUUAGGGUUCAUUUUCACAUUAAGCCACGUGUAUUACGAAGCAAUAACUAGAGCUUAAAUAUCCGCGAUAAGGUCGACCUGGACCACGAGGUCUUGGUGAAUCGAUGCCCAGCUUACCAUAUAUAGUCAAGCCACACUUCUUUUUAUAUAGCAUAAUCGAGCAUUCACCGUACUUCGUAUUAUGCAAUGUUAUUGCCACCCUAUGCUAUAUAUGAAUUUACGUUUUUUUUUUUCGUUUCCGUUUUAUAUAUAAAUGCACAUGAAUACACAUGUGACUUUUUUUGUUUCCAGAUACUUUAUCGUACCCCGCAUUUCCUUGUUGGCGUAACGUUUAAUUAACAGUUGCCCGGUAGCGCCGUUUCGCAAUAUUAAUUUUUGUUAAGGCUUAUUUUUGUAUUUUAUACCAGAGACAAUAUAGACGCAUCGCCAAUGGACGCACGUACGCGCCUACAUAAAUAUAUGUAUAUUUACUCGUUACUCCGUUGAGAAUUAAUAUUUCUUCUUUUAAUACUGUCACGUAUUAAGAGUUUUGUUAACAAGCUUUUUUUUUGGUUUAUUUACUUGUAUCUCUCGCUGAAUAAAGGAAUUUUCCUAAC